Molecule: messenger RNA, 293 nt
Organism: Drosophila willistoni
Lineage: Eukaryota; Metazoa; Arthropoda; Insecta; Diptera; Drosophilidae
Exons: 2
Coding region: 1-258 (85 amino acids)
Source: RefSeq, a predicted model, not a curated record
AUGCUACUGUUAUUAUUCAUUUGUGACUUAAGAAUAUGUGAGGCCAUUCCACUGCCGUCGUCGUCGUCGUCCUCAUCAUCCUCAUCAUCAUCAUCAUCUGGACAAGGACUCUCGUAUCAAGAACGGGAAGAACUCUAUCGACAAACGCCAGCAGUGCCCGAUGAACGUAUGGCCGAUGCCGAAUUGGAUAAUGCCUAUGAAUUGUUCAAUUUGAAGCCUCAAAGACCAACAAAGUCCUCCGCCAUCUAUUUUUACUAGUUGUCACCCAAUUGAAAUCACUUCCGUUUAUUUUA